UCAGAUAAGAGUGUUUUCCAACAUUCACAGAAACCAGCCCUUGGUGUGUUUGUUUCUUCUCACCUGUGCUCCUGAAAUAUAUAUGACAUUUAACCAGAAAUCACUUUGAGUGUCAGCAGGCUAUCAGAGGUAAUGUAAUAAGAUACACGUUAGUGAACUUGAUAGUGCUGGUCGAGCUCAGCGGGGUCACCUCCGGGCCUUUGUCUCAGUUCAACACAGCAUGUUUAAAUUAUAAAUGUUGUAAGAAAGUGUUUGCAGCAGUUUUGAUUUCUGUUUACCUUCUAAAAUCACCGUUGUGCAUCUACCAUACCUCCUGUAUUUGUUGUUCUUUUCACUAAAAAAUAGAGCACUUUCUUCUUCUUUUUUCUAUGAAGAAGAAAGACAUGCCUUUUUGUCUCAGCUGGAGUCCGGAGCCCUGUUGUGACUGACAGAUGAGGGGUGGUGACAUGUCCUUUAUUUACUACAAGUGAAGUAAACCUGUUCUUCAAGUCCCUGUUGAUCUAUAACCCUGGUUGCUCAUCAACAGUGUCCAGAUUACUCUGUGGACUCGGCAGUCAGAGAGGAGCACUUCUUCUUCCUAACAGAGCACUUUCUGCCUCAAACAAACUACAGCUAUAACAGCAGCCUCCCUUCCAACAGGAACCAGCCAUGGCGCGCCCUCGUGCUUCCUCUCAGCCUGGAAAACUUUCCUUUUUCCAGAGUCCCAAGGUAGCUUCGGCCCUUCGACCUCGGGCUGUUUCCUCGCGCUCGGGCUCCGUGCUUGAAGAGGAGCUGUCUUGUCCCGUCUGCUGCGAGAUCUUCAGGGACCCCGUGGUGCUCAAGUGCAGCCACAGCUUCUGCCGAGCCUGUCUGCAGCAGUUCUGGAACAAGAAGAAGGCCAGACGCGAGUGUCCCAUCUGCAGGAGGAAGUGCUCCCUGACGGAGCCCACGGUCAGCCUGGCGCUGAAGAACGUGGCCGACACCUUCCUGAGGGAGCAGGAUCGCAGGACGGCCUCGUCCGGAGCAGGGGACGGGGCCGACGGGACGGGGGAGCAUGAAGCGGUGGUGGAGGAGAAGUGCAUCACACACGGGGAAGUUCUCAAGCUCUUCUGUCUGGAUGACUUUGAAGCCCUCUGCUGUGUUUGUCACACCUCCAAGAAGCACCAGGGACACCGAGUGUGUCCCCUGGACGAGGGAGCGCAGGACCUCAAGGCAGAGCUGAGGAAAGAUCUGGUUCCUCUGAAGAAAAACCUGCGUUGCCUGUAUGAAGCCAAGCAGGAGUGUGAUGACACAACUGUGCACAUGAAGAGUCAGACUCAGGCCACAGAGAAGCAGAUCAAAGAGGAGUUUGAGCAGCUGCGGGAGUUUCUGCAGAAGGACGAGACCGCUCGACUGGCUGCCCUGCAGCUGGAGGACGAGGAGAAGAAAGAGCUGGUGAAGAAAAAGUCGGAGAGCAUCACAAGAGGCAUCCUCACCUUCUCUCACGCCGUCAUUGCUAUCGAGAAUGAGAUUGCUUCCAGUGAUGCUCUCUUCCUUAAGAAUUAUGCCAACAUAAAGAAAAGAGCUCAGAUCCCUCAGAACGAUCCAGGAAAAGUUUCAGGUCCUCUUAUAAAUGUAGCCAAGCAUGUCAGUUCACUCAAGUACCAUGUGUGGGAGAAGAUGGCGGAGCUGGUUCAGUACACACCCAUCACCCUGGACCCCAACACCGCCUACCCCUGCUUGUCCCUCUCCCCAGACUUGUCCUGCGUCACCAACAGUGGAUGCCUCCAGAAGCUCCCGGACAACCCUGAACGUUUCGGCCACUUUGUGUUCCUGCUGGGCUCAGAGGGCUUCACUUCGGGCCGCCACGCCUGGGAGGUGGAGGUGGGCGACAAGGCGGACUGGAUGCUCGGGGUGGUCAAGAAGUCCGUCGACAGGAAAGGUCGCAUCUCGGGCUGUCCAGAGGGCGGCUUCUGGAUGAUCUCGCACUACGAGGGCGAGUACGCAGCCAUGACAAGGCCCAGCACCCCGCUGCAUCUGCAAGGAGUGCUGACCCGAGUCAGGGUGCAGCUUGACUACGACUCCGGCGAGGUGACCUUCUCUAACCCCGUCAGCAUGACGCCCAUCCACACCUUCACCGACUUCUUCACUGAGAAGAUGUACCCCUUCUUCUGCCCUGGAGCCAACAUCAAUGGGAAUAACCCCAACCCACUUAAGAUUUGCACCGCCAAGGUGGCAGUGUGGAACAGCGCCACAUGGUGAAAACGUACAGACAGAAGUGUAUUUCAAAUGGAAGAAAUUACCCAAGUGUGUAUUAACUCGUUUAAAUGCAUGUUUACAAUGAGCAUGAUACAAGCACAGUUAUUGG
Molecule: messenger RNA, 2326 nt
Organism: Sebastes umbrosus (honeycomb rockfish)
Lineage: Eukaryota; Metazoa; Chordata; Actinopteri; Perciformes; Sebastidae
Gene: trim35-12
Product: tripartite motif containing 35-12
Exons: 6
Coding region: 649-2220 (523 amino acids)
Biological process (GO): protein ubiquitination
Molecular function (GO): zinc ion binding; protein binding; ubiquitin-protein transferase activity
Source: RefSeq, a predicted model, not a curated record